AACAAAGUAAAUGCUGUAUUGUACGAGGUAUAGCUAAAACUUGUCGGUACGUAUCCGAUCUGGAUUAAAUAAAUGUUUGACAAUAUUUCAUACGGGGAUAAUAACGAUUUUCUUUAAGGAAUUGGUUGAUCCUAUCUUAAGGACGGCAAAUACUAACAAAAUACACUUUUAUCUGUAUUCUGGCAUUGCGUCAAGUUUAAUUCGCUUAAAGAGAAUCGUGUCAAAUGUUGUUGACAACUGGAGGAUUUUAGUAAUAACUGGAAAAUAAAGUGGAAUUUGUUUUUAAUUUAAUAAUAAAGUAAAAAAGAUUGUCCAAAUUCAAAAGGGAUUUAAGUUAGAUUCGCUUUGCCAACGUCAGAAAUGGCGCCUCACGUGACGUCAUAUUACCUACUAUCAUUAGACUAUGGAGAAAACAACGAAGAAGCAUGUGGAUAGGCAGGCGACAUUUGACACCGAUCCCCAUCGUGCAAAUUUAACACAUGGGAAAUUAAAGCUUCCUAUAAUAGAAGCACAGGAAUUGGAGAAGAGAAAAUCUGCAUUAAAGGACCAUAGAAAUAGCCAAACUAAACAAUUAGAGGACACAAAUGUGAAAGAAUCUGUAAAUAAUGUUAAUAAGACCGGAGCAAGUGUAAAGGAAAUAAAGACAACUACUGCUGCCGUUAAAGGUAACGAAAUAGACAAAAGAGCCAAUAUUCUGUUGAAUACUAACAAGAAGGCAGUGAAUGGUGCUGAUAAAGAAGUCAAAAGUUCAAAAGAUCCAUGGAUAAAAUCCCCAAGUGACUCAAAUAAGACUCCUCGUAAACCCAAUGGAGUGGUUAAUAACGAUAAAGGCGGUAAAGCACACGCGGAACAAAAAACAAAUAUAAGUGUUAAACCGAGUGAUAGUAAUAGUAAAUCAGCAAUUCUAAAUAAAGUAAAUGAAACAAAACUUGCAACUGGGAAUUUGAAAUCAGAAAAUAGUCAGAAAACGAAUAACAGUGAUCAAAAACAGAAACCACAAUCUAAUGCAACUAAAAACGUAAAAGAUUCUACGGUUGAAAGUAAAUCAAAAGCUAUAGAGAAUCGAUCAAGAAGCCCCGAAAAACAACCACCCAAAGCAGCUGUAUUGAAAGAUUUAAACAGCAAGAGAAGUAAAAGUCCUGAAAAGGGGCGAAACGUUAGUCCUUAUAAAGAAUCAAAACUAAAUAAUACAAACGAAAAUUCUAAAAGCAAAACACAAACUUCUAAAACAGUGAUAACUAAAUCACCACCCGGAAAAACCCAAACCGUUGAUGAUAAAAAGCAAAAUAUAUCUCCUAGAAAAGACAAUGAGAAUAAAAGUAAGAUAGUUGAGAACAAAAGUCCUACCAUUAAAACAGAUAAUCAAAAGCAAAAACAUCAGGAUAAUACCAAAGAAAAAGUGAAAGAUACAAAAAGUACGGCUAUAAAUGCAAUUCCAACUAACAAUCCUCCUGUUGAAACACAUUUACUUAACGGUGAUAAUAUAGCAAAGAAGAGUGUUAAGAUAAGUCCAAGAACCAAACCGCAAACUGGAAAAAGUUCACCGUCAAGUGAUCUUAAUACAGAUUACAAUGAAAGUAAACAAAUUUUAAAUGAAGACACUAAUUACUACCCGAAAAGAACAGUUGACGUCAGCCAAAAUUCAAAAAAUAAAAUCAAAGGUGACACUCUGCAUUUAAGUACUCCAAUAAAAGAAAAUAACUUGAGUGCACAUGAUAGUGAACAGCAUAAUGAAAGGAAGCCCGUAACUGUGACGACUGACAACCAAACAGUAGAAAAACUUACACAUUCUCCUGACAAAGUGCAGAGUUCGGGAGUUUCAAAUAAAAACGAAACGUAUGUUUUAUCUCCUUCACCAACCAAGUUUGAUUCAAGAUCAACAAGAAACAAUAAAGUGUCUAGACCAGCUCGUCUAAGUCCAUCGAAUGAAUCUGUUGAACCAAUAAAAUUAGAACACAGGCCGUCACCAGACAAAGUCGGUAUGGAUUUAGACCGUAAAGAAUCGUAUGCGCAAGUGUACGCAGAGCGCAAUACUCUGCUAAAUGCCGAAUACACGUAUAGAAAACGUAUAAAACAGCUCGAAGAGGAAGCAAAUGGUUUCCUUAAAGCAAUCGACGACUUGACUACAGAAAACAAAUAUUUAAGAAAUCGUGUUGAUACUCUUGAGGACGAGCUGCGAAAUAAAGGAAAUUUCGACACAGUUGAUAAAAUUUCCGAAUUGGAGAAAAAUAAAAUUGAUUUAGAAAACAAAAUUAAGCAAUUAGAAAAAUCUGCCAAAUCAAACGAUAAAACAGAUGAAUUGAGGGAACUAAAAGAGCAAAUAGUGAAAUUACAAAGUGAAAACCAGGCCAUAAAUGAGGAAAAUAUUAAACUUAAAUCCGAAAAUUACGAAAAUACUAAGAAAUUACAUGCUUUAGAGGCAGAGAAAAAGUCUCUUGAAACCAGUGUAUCAGAUACUGAAUCACAAAAACUUGACAAAAUUCAAGAUCUAAGUAAGGAACAAAAACAGAUGAAUAAGCAGUUAAAUGAUCUAAAGUCCAAAAAUAAAUCUUUAGAGAAAAAAGUAGAUACAUUAGAAUACGAAAAUAAAACACUGUCCGAAACGUUGAAUCAAAAGAAGACAGAAUUAAAUGAAAUUCUUGGCGUGAUGAAAGAUGAAAAUAAGUUUGAAAAUGAAAUCAAGGACUUGAAAAGUGAAGUAUUGAAGCUUAAUAAGGAGAAGAAAGAGUCUGAAGCGAUUAAUACUAAAGAAAAACGUGUUCUUAGUGAAAAACUAAAGGAUUCCAAAUCUUCUUUAGAGACAAAAAGUAAAUUUGUUGACGAACUAAAGAUAAAGCUUGAUCAGGUUGAAUCUGAAAAUAAGAGAAUGAAGUCAGAGCUCGAUCCAAUGAAAAAGUUGGUUGAGUCUCAAAAAAAGGAAAUUGCAAGAUUGAAAGAAGAAAAUGAAAGACUUAAAAAAGAACUUAAAGAGAAUAAAGACAUGUACAGCAGGCUCGGAAACGAAACUGAAAGUGCAUCAAAAGAGCUAAAAGAGGCCAAAGAACAACUUGAAUUGUUCAAUAAAGAUUUACAGAAGAUAGUUAACGAUAAAGAAAGUCAAAUAAGCAAACUAAUAAAUCAGCUGGACACUAUGAGACAAGAGAAAGAGAAUGAGAAACAGGUAGCGAAAGAAGAAAAAGAACGCCUUGCAUCUGAAAUUGAUAAAGUUGAAUCGUACCAGGAAACUACAAAACGGCUAGAAAUUGAUUUGAAAAAAUUACACGACAAGGUUGAUGAGUCGAAGUUGAAAGAAAAACAAUUAUCAAUGCAGUUAGAGGAUAAAACAUUUGAGGUAUCUAAUUUAGAGCAACAAGUAUUUGAAAUGAAUAUGAAAAUGGAAAAUCAUUCGAAAAGAAUGGCCGAACUGGACCGCGAAAAGCGCGAUAUGGAAAAGGAAAAACGAGAGUGGGAAGUGAAAAAAGACAAACUUAAUGAUAUUGAAGCAAGCAAUAAACGGCUUCUUGAGGAGAACAAAAGACUGAGAAAUCAGAUAGAAAUGUCGAGCUAUUCGUCGACGUAUCGGACUACUGGAACAGAAGAGAAACCACUCGUUGAGGCGUGGGUUAAUGACAAAAUACACGCUCAGACAAUAAAUCAUGCAAUAUAUGUCACGAAAGAAAAGGAAAAGGAUCAUAGGAGAAAGAAAGUGCAUCUAGCCCAGCCAGCCAUCAGUAAAAAGAGAACACCAUUCAGCAAGUCCAGCCCUGCGAAAGUGUCGAGGCAACACAAACAAGAUGAUCACAGAUCAUCUCACCCUAGUACACACAGGAGCCUAGAAGACUUGAGAAAGGUAGCCGAUAUAAAAAGUCCGGAUUCUGAACAUAGUUUACCUGAACUGAAACAAGAUGCUCGGCUAACUGUCGGUUACGGUAGCUUCGGUGGAUAUAGAGAAAUUCAUAAAGAUAGAAUAAGGGCUGCACAAAAAAGGGUUUAUUAGAAUUUAGAUGAUUUUAGCUGAAUAUUUAGAUUGUUUUGAGUUGCUCAAAAAUGAUGUCAUUCAAAACGAAUUUUAUUGGGAGUCUCCAUUUCAAAUAUAUUACUCUUUUGAAAAAUAAUGCAAAAGUGCUUAUGUCCGUAAACGUUUUGGCCACAAGAAACUACUGUUCAUUUCAUGUAGUUGCCUUGGUCAUCUGGUCUCAAACAUUUUCUUAAUUCAUUUCAAGUAUCAUGUGGUUAGCACUUUCGUUUAUAUCUAUAUAUAUAAGCUCUUUUCUACAAUCUUAAAUAUCUGAAACUGUUAAAUUCGUCCUGAUUAAAUUACAUUAAUUGUAUUUUAGAGAUGAUACCGUCUGCUGUACUGUGUACAGAUAUAACAUUUUGCAUCAUAUUUAAAAUAAUGUAAUUAUACAUUGAUACGCUAUUGUAUUACAUGUAUGUAAAUAUUCUUUUGUUCAGGGCUAUUUAUUUAUCGCUUGUACAUGUUAUUUAUGCUUUCAUGUUUUAACAUGCAUCUCACUUUGAUUAAAUACCUGUAAAAUUA
Ruditapes philippinarum (Manila clam) is the source of this 4519-nucleotide messenger RNA. Its product is annotated as coiled-coil domain-containing protein 186-like. Bases 404 to 3976 code for a protein of 1190 amino acids. NCBI's taxonomy places the organism in Eukaryota, Metazoa, Mollusca, Bivalvia, Venerida, Veneridae. The record is from RefSeq and is a predicted model, not a curated record. The transcript is spliced from 2 exons.